Molecule: messenger RNA, 4953 nt
Organism: Brienomyrus brachyistius
Lineage: Eukaryota; Metazoa; Chordata; Actinopteri; Osteoglossiformes; Mormyridae
Gene: nrtn
Product: neurturin
Exons: 4
Coding region: 1200-1832 (210 amino acids)
Molecular function (GO): glial cell-derived neurotrophic factor receptor binding; receptor tyrosine kinase binding; growth factor activity
Source: RefSeq, a predicted model, not a curated record
AGGAUAAGAGUUAGAGGGGAGGCGUAACAGCAAAGGACACGUGCCAGGAGUCGAGAGGAGGCGCAGCUGUGCUCAACUCACCAGGGAAAAAAGGAGAAGGCACUCCUUAUUACUGCAGUAUCUGCCCAUUCUGCCAGAGUCCUGUAAAUCCUAGACAUAGAGACCCGUGGAGCUGACUGGACUCCGGUUGUGCCUGUGCUGAUUGUAACCUGGAAGGCCUGGUGCUGACUCGACCAAGGGUGCUGGAAACCAGCCCAAGCAGAAGCAAGCUGGUCUUUUUCAAGUAAUCGUGCAACCUCAGUUCAGAAUAUGCUCUCAGAGGUAGUGCAGACCCUAGCACUCACCUGAAGAGUCUCAGAAGAGCCACCCUUUGGAUAUGCCACAGAAUCCAAGAAAUGGUCUGGAGCAUGGAGCCGCUCCAGAAUUCCUGACAAUGGUUUGCGAUGUACUGAUGCAGUCGGAUCUGGAGUCUCCCUAAUCUUUUGGCCCGUCUCGUUAAUCUUUUGACCAAGGGCUUGCAGUAGAACACAUCAACCAAAGACGCUCUAAAGCAGCACGUGAUGAAGAGAGCUGCACUCGUCCGCCUUUACGUCUUUUGGAGUCCCGACUGUAUUUUCAUUAGUCUGUUGCGGCUGUAACAUCGAUACACUUUUUCCAUUAGCGCGAUUUGCAUAGCCUAACGAGACCGUCGCACCUGUUUCCAGCCCCAAUCUGACCACUGGGGGCAUGAGAAGCUACAACGCCUGACAGAACUCAGGCUCCUGAGGAUCUUUGAGUCUCCUGUGGAUCUGUCUUUCAUUGGCGGGUGGGGGUACAGACACUACGAAAGCAUGCGGGACUCUCCGAACGCUCAGCUCGGGGCACAAAGCGGAACUGGAUGAUCCCGGCAAGACAGAACCCCCAGAAGCCAAAUUACGUCAACAGGGAUCAAGAGACAUCCAGGAAUCUUCAGGCGGCCCAUGCAAGCACACUGACUGGCCCACGAGCCCCCUGCCAACAUUCCUUGACUUGGGUGUCCUGACCUAGGGCACCCUAAUGGGCAUUACUCAGGACGGCUGAAGAGUCUGGAUUAGCCGGGCAUACGACCGAUAUGGUAGAUAUUACAGCUGCUGGAAAAGAUGAGACAAUGAGAGUCCAAUGGCGAGCAGGAGAAACGCAGGAACCUAGAGAAGAGUUUCAAUGCUCCUACUCAGUCUAAGAUGAGGUUAUGGACGUGUGCUGCCAUCGCCUUCAUGUUCUGCGGGACGGCGCUCUUCGACAUCUUCACUAGAACUACAAUUCCCACGGGCGCCAAGCACCUCCAUUCCCGGGCUGUCCACUCUCCAGAGAGACAACUGUCACCAUCCAUAUUUCGAGCAGCUGGCCAUCAGAGAAGCCGCAGGGCGACGGACGACCUGGAGUCUAUCCUGGUGGAAUUCUCAUCGAUGUUCCAGAGCUUCACCCAGGGGGAGCUCCAGCAGGUCAUUGGGACCCUGGCGGACAGGAGGGCGGUACAGGGCCGCAGGACCAAGCGGGCCAGGAAGGGCCUGAAGCCAUGCUCCCUGCGAGAGGCGGUGGUGAGUGUCAGCGAGCUGGGCCUCGGCUACAACAGCGACGAGACGCUGCUGUUCCGCUACUGCAGCGGGCGCUGCUUCAUGCACCGCCGCAACUACGACGUGUCGCUGGAGCACAUGAAGAAGACGGGCGUGCUGGGCCUGGGCCGGCAGGACAGGGCACGGCACAGCCCCUGCUGUAGGCCAACUACCUACGAAGACGACGUCUCCUUCCUGGACAACAACAACAAGUACUACACCAUCCACCAGGUGUCGGCCCGUGAGUGCGGCUGCGUGUGAUCUCAGGGACCACUUGGACCAAUAAGAAGGCCCGAGCCACCAACAGUGGUCACCUGACCUACCCAUGGAUGACCAGGCUGGUCAACAGUAACCUCAGAGGCUGUGGGGAAGCGGAACAGGAACCCGCAUAUUCUGCCCAUCUGAAAGGCCUAAUUACUUUCAUUGCUCUUUAAACUAUUCAUUGUGAAAGAGACAAAAAGUUGGAAUAUAGUUCAUUCCCCUGAUUGGACACUUUUCCUAUUAUCUUGAUGACAUAUUACCUAUAAUUAAGAACAUGUACUUCAAUUUGAAGCUACCUACUACUAACUCAAACUGGGAGGUUGCAUGCAAAAAAAAGAUACCCAAACUGGUUUGAAGGAACGGCUUUCAGAGGUCUUUGAAUUACCUUCUACAGAUGAAAAUCUACCUCGUUUAUCACAAAAAUGCACCCAAAGCAAAAUUGAGACUCACCGUGUUCAUCUUUAGUUGCUCUUUAAAGUUUUCAGAAGUCCUUGGAGGAGCCCCCUCCAAUAUUUGGCUGAGUCGCUCCUCCUUUCAUGUGACAGAAGCAAUUUCAAAUGUUGGCUUCAAUUUCCCCUCACAGAAUCACCCAGAAAAGACACGCCAACAUGGGUCUCUGUGAGCACAAAUCCUUCGUAAAUACGACUUCAGACAAAGCGGUGAAGUUGUAUGAUGUAUAUUUAACUGAUAAGCAUUCACUCGAAUUUGGGCCAAACUGCACCAUCUACAGCUAUAAUUCAAUAUUUCUGUCAUAAAAAAUACCAACAGAUUUCAGUUUCACUUUAUAGGAUAAAAAACACAUCCUCCUUCCCUCCCAAAAAUGAAAAACAUAUCUACUUUCAUAUUUUCUACUGCUAAUGAGUAGAAUAAAAUCAUUGCAUAAAACGAGAUUAUGUUCACAUAAAGGACUAUUAUACAGUACAUUAUGUGUAUUUUAUAGAAUGCUCUACUCUAGUCACAAGCUAAUGAUUUGGGCUUUAUAAAACCUGCCUUAAUUGGCCAGUAUUUUUAGGGUAAAGUUUAAGGUUUAACAUGGUUAUGCAGUGUCCUGAUUCUCCAUCCAUCCAUUUUCCGCUGCUUAUCCGGGGUCAGGUCAAGGGGGCAGCAGUCCAAGCAGGGAUGCCCAGACCUCCCUCUCACCAGCCACCACCUCCAGGGGAAUACCAAGGUGGUACAGGCCAGCCGAGGGAUACAAUCUCCCCAGCAUGCCCUGGGUCUGCCCCGGGGCCUCCUCCUGAUUGGACAUGCCCCAGGGAGGCGUCCAGGAGGCAUCACAGACAGAUGCCUGAACCACCUCAGCUGGCUCCUUUUGAUGCGGAGGAGCAGUGGCUCUACAUUGAGCCCUUCCUGAACGUCCAAAACCCUCACCUUAUCUCACCAUAUCUUUGCCUUCCAGCUCAGCGUCCGUUUCACCACCAGAGAACAGUACAGCGUCCGCAUUACUGCCAACGCUGCACCGAUCCAUCUGUCGAGCUCCCGUUCUCUACUUCCUUCACUUGUGAACAAGACCCCGAAAUACUACAACUCCUCUGGGGGGCAGCAACUCGUCCCCAACCAGGAGGCAUCUGUGUCCCGAUUCUUUUAUAUUAUUUCAUAAUUAUACAAAGCAUUAUUGUCAUAUGUAUGCAUUACUGCUCAAUAGACAAACUUAAAAUCCCAAUUUACAUAAGUGUGAACUUGCCGUGAUUCUGUCAGCAUCACCAUUAUUUCACGAUGUGUGGAGAAAUCACAUACUGAAUUAAUCUCACACCGCAAAACAACACGGUUCAAUACAAGAAAAAGAAAACUUUACGCUGAAAUACUAACGAGCGCAUUUUGUAAUUGUUCAUAGGGAAGCUACACCGUGCUAAGCCCUACUGAAGUACCUUCAGGUCAUUAGCUACCAAGAAGGAGCAUACAGUAAUGUCUGUCCAACACUCAGAAACUAGGGCCAGUACAUGAACACUCGCUGAGAGAAAACACAGGCAAUCCUACAUACAACCGUACACAAAAUACACGAGAUUUCAAGUGAUAAGGAACUUCAAGACAAAACAGUCACAGGCAAAUGCUGAAAUCCAGCUAAAACAGAUUAAGUGUCAGUUAGAGCAUGUUUCAUUCUGAAUAAGGCAGCACUAAAUUCUGCCAUUUAGAUCAGAGAUAGGGGUGUUUAAGUUCCCUCUGUCCAGCCACUGAGCCACGUCGCAUCCCCAGCUUCCCGCCUCACCUUCCCAAACACUUUGUCUCUUUUUCAUCUCUGACUGCUAAGCGAUGCUGCUCCACCCCAUGAUGGUUUUAAUCUGGACUGUGUCCCAAACGAUUCCAGGUGAAACAACUGAUCAAGGUAUCAGAGCAGCAGAACGGCAGAGCACACCCUCAGGACUAGACACAGCAGAACCACGCGGCCCCACAAGGGCCAAAAUCCCUCCUGGGGAGCAUGGGCCCCAUGUGGACUCGACACCCGGUGUAAUAAAACCGUAACAGGGACAGCUCUCUGCUCAGAUGUGCUCAUGGCAAUUCUUACGAGCCACCCAGGCAAACGCAGCAUGCUUUGUCUACAAUAUAGGGGAAUCAUUAGCCUGAAGCUUUCUCCUGGCCCACAUUCAAAUAACUUCCAAAUGAGGACCUGAAACAGACAUGGUGCAAAGUAAUUUGUGGUGGAACUCAGCAUUAAGCUGAUAUUUGUGUCACCCGAUGCAUUUCCCAUGAAAUGCUAAUGCUCAGUCCCACUCCAUCCCUGUUUUCCUCUAGCAGGAUCACAGCUGUUUUCAGUGCAUCACCUGCCUGGUAAAUCACUUGCGGCUUUGCGCUAACUCUGCUUGUACCUUUCCCACACGAGUACUGUUACAGAGCAUGUUCAGAAUCCGUUGACGCCUGCCCUCGGACUUUCUCCACCACGCAGAGCGAAUUCACCUCCACCUUUGUUGGGUCUCCUCUGCCCAACUGCAGAAAGGUUGAUGCAAUGCAUCUUUACUGUUGAUUAUCUAUUUAUUGGAAAGUUAAGGUUUAUUUAUUCAGGUAGCACCGCUAAAAGACGGCAACUUGUUUAUUUAUUGAACUAUUGGGUGCCAAAAGUGGAGUUUACAUGUACUGUUUUGUGUAUCCUGUACUGACUGAGAAAUAAAAGCCUUUCUAGCUACAAAAA